This is a messenger RNA of Saccharomycopsis crataegensis, 1605 nucleotides long. It is a transcript of the gene NUG1, whose product is annotated as RNA-binding GTPase NUG1. Lineage: Eukaryota; Fungi; Ascomycota; Saccharomycetes; Ascoideales; Saccharomycopsidaceae. The record is from RefSeq and is a predicted model, not a curated record. Gene Ontology annotation, molecular function: GTP binding. The transcript is spliced from 2 exons. Gene Ontology annotation, cellular component: nucleolus. The coding region runs from base 1 to 1605 and encodes 534 amino acids.
AUGAGAGUUAGAAAGCCAACUAGUAAGCGUACCAGUACGCGAAUGAGAGAAGGGAUCAAGAAGAAAUCUGCUGCCCACCGUCGUAAAGAAGCCAAAUUAGCCAAGAAGAACCCACAAUGGAAGUCCCGUAAGCCAAAGGACCCGGGUAUUCCAUCGACUUUCCCAUAUAAGGAAGAGAUCCUCCAAGAAAUCGAAGCCAAACGUCUAGCUCAAGUGGAAGAAAAAGAACGUAGAAAAGCCGAAAAGGCUGCUGAAAGACAGCAAGCUGAUAACAAUAAUGACAAUGACGACCAAAUGGAAAUUGACGAUGAUGAAGAACAACAACAAGGCAAUGGUCUUGUCGCCCUUGUGGAGUCCGCACAACAAGCUGCUAGAGAAUUCGAUGGGGAAGUGGCUGCCAAUGAUCAAGGGAUGGACGAAGAUGAUGAAGAAGGGGUUGAGUACGUUGAUUUGGAUUUGGAAGAAUUAGUUGGUGGUGAUGACAAUGAAUUGGAAGAUGACGAUGAGUUUGAAUUCUACAAGAACAAUGACGAUUCUGAAAAAUCAUUAAAAGCAUUCAACAGAUUCUUCAAAGCGGUGGUCGAUGUUUCUGAUGUGGUGUUGUACGUUUUGGACGCCAGAGAUCCAGAAGGUACCAGAUCAAAGAAAGUUGAAGAAGCGGUGUUGCAAAGCAAGGAUAAGAAAUUGAUUUUGUUGUUGAAUAAAGUCGAUCUCGUGCCAACCGAAGUGAUGGAAAAAUGGAUGGAUUAUUACAAGCGUCGUUUCCCAAUUAUUCCAUUCAAAGGUAGUUCGAGUGCCGCUACUGCGGUGGCUCAUAGUUUCAACAAGAAUUUGAGUCAAUCGGUCACCGCUACUGCGUUGCUUACUUCCCUUAAAGGUUACGCUAACAAGAGUGAUUUGAAAAGAUCUAUCGUUGUUGGGGUGGUGGGGUUCCCAAACGUUGGUAAAUCUUCGAUCAUCAACGCCCUUACCAGCAAGCACGGGGGUUCCAGUAAGGCCUGUCCUACCGGUAAUGCUCCAGGGGUUACCACUACCCUUAGAGAAGUUAAGGUCGACAACAAAUUGAAGAUUGUUGAUUCUCCGGGUAUUGUGUUCCCACCACCGGUUUCCGAAAAUAAGAAGAAGCAUGCUGGUAGUUUGAAGAAAUUGAAGAUGCAACAAGAAGCCAAAUUGGCAUUACUUAAUGCUUUGCCAAACAAAUUGUUGAAAGAUCCAACCAUGGCGAUCCAGUUAUUGAUCCGUCGUGUCAAGCGUAAUGAAGCCACCUAUGAGACUUUCAAAGCGUAUUAUGAAAUGCCACCAUUACCAGAACAUGAUAUCGAAGAAUUGACCAAGCAAGUACUUAUCCACAUUGCCCGUGUCAGAGGUAGAUUGGGUAAAGGAGGGGUUCCAAACUUCCACAGUGCUGCCAUGAGUAUUUUGAAUGAUUGGAAAGAUGGGCGUUUUGUUGGUUGGACCGAACCUCCUGAAAAACCUUUGGAAACUCAAAUGUCUGCCAAUACCAUCAAGGUUAAUGGUAAAGUUGACCAAGUGACCGUGGUGCAACAGUGGUCUAAGGAAUUUGACUUGGAUGGGUUAUUCGCCAGUGUUGGUAUGACUGAGUAA